This is a messenger RNA of Mytilus trossulus (common blue mussel), 418 nucleotides long. Its product is annotated as ovomucoid-like. The coding region runs from base 158 to 418 and encodes 86 amino acids. The record is from RefSeq and is a predicted model, not a curated record. Gene Ontology annotation, molecular function: protein binding. NCBI's taxonomy places the organism in Eukaryota, Metazoa, Mollusca, Bivalvia, Mytilida, Mytilidae. The transcript has 4 exons.
UCUAUUCAAUAGUUAUCUACGACAAGACGGAUUAUUUUUAUGAUAGGAAAAAUGUUUUGAAUGACAAUAAUAAAAUACCGUGAAAUUCUACAAACGUCACCAACAAAUGGAAACAUCUACUGAGAAAAAAUAUUGAAAAAGACGAACCCUAAAGAAGAUGAAGUUGGUGUUAUUAUUGUUAGCAAUGGCUGUGACCAGUAUAGAUGCUUCAAGCCAAGAUUGUAAUGCUGACAGUGGGGAAGUGUGUGGGGAAGAUAUGAUAACGUAUCAAAAUGAAUGUCAUGCAUCACAUAGAGGUAUUGCUGUAUCGUGUAAGGGAACCUGUCCAUGUGGAUGUGAAUGUUCUCAGCAGAGACGACAAGUUUGUGGGCAAGAUGAUAAAACUUAUUGGAACGAAUGCUUUGCCAAAUGUGCGUAA